AUGAGUAGUGUUGGUCACACGAAAGCCCGUCGGCCUUCUUUGGUCGAAUUUCAUGAUGCUAUGAAGCCUGUAUGCCUUUGUGACGUCGUCGUCAUCAUCGCUGUGAUGUCCUCAGUCAAGAAAAAAUCGUCGUUUAAACGCCAACAAAUUGCGGCGAUGCGUUACCAUGCCGUGGACAUCGAUGGACCACCGUACUUGAUAGCGCACUUUCCCGACUGUGGCGACACCUCCGAGAAGAUCCCACUCGAACCUGGGCUCAAGCUCUACCAGGUUUUUGAAGGUACUUCAUUAUUUUAUUUUUUUGGCUUUAAAAAUCGAUGUUGA
Molecule: messenger RNA, 324 nt
Organism: Cooperia oncophora
Lineage: Eukaryota; Metazoa; Nematoda; Chromadorea; Rhabditida; Trichostrongylidae
Source: the annotation of a GenBank genome assembly